Molecule: messenger RNA, 405 nt
Organism: Lachancea meyersii CBS 8951
Lineage: Eukaryota; Fungi; Ascomycota; Saccharomycetes; Saccharomycetales; Saccharomycetaceae
Source: the annotation of a GenBank genome assembly
AUGUCUGGAAAAGCGCACGGUGGAAAGGGCAAAUCUGGCGCGAAAACCGGCUCGAAUCUAAGAUCAACAACGCACUCAGCGCGCGCUGGACUGCAGUUUCCAGUGGGAAGAAUCAAGAGAUACUUGAAGCGCAACGCGGCUGGCAGAACGCGGGUGGGCUCGAAGUCGGCGAUAUACAUGACGGCGGUGCUGGAGUACCUCACGGCAGAGGUGCUGGAACUGGCUGGAAACGCUGCCAAGGAUCUCAAGGUCAAGCGUAUCACACCGCGCCACUUGCAACUAGCCAUCCGUGGUGACGACGAGCUGGAUACACUGGUGAGAGCCACGAUCGCCUCCGGUGGUGUGCUGCCUCACAUCAACAAGGCGUUGCUGCUGAAGGUGGAGCGCAAGGGCGCGAAAAACUGA